Rotaria sp. Silwood2 is the source of this 567-nucleotide messenger RNA. NCBI's taxonomy places the organism in Eukaryota, Metazoa, Rotifera, Eurotatoria, Philodinida, Philodinidae. The record is from the annotation of a GenBank genome assembly.
AUGUUACAUGGUGAGAAACAAUUUGGCUCGAAAACAGGUCAAUUAGCUCACCAACUGCUAGUUGCCUAUUAUAAAGAUCAUAAAAAAUAUUAUGAUGGACUUGAAAAUCUAGUACUACACUUGCACGUACAUUUUUUAGCACAAUAUAAUAACUACGGUAGUUUAAAUAAUACAAACUGUUUCGCUCAAGAGAGCUUUCUUGGAGCGUUUUCUAAAAAUAAACAUGGUAGUCAUCAUUGGGGUGAUUUACUUAUGUACUACUUUAACAUAGAUUUUGCUUUACGAAAAAAACUUGAUCGAUCAACUGCUGACAAUUUGAAUAGUAAAGAUGGACCAUUUGAUACGUCAAUUAGAUCAAUAUAUAAUGUAGAACAACUUCUUCUGUGGCACGCAAAUGUACUUAAUUAUGAUCUUAUAGACGAUCUUGAUGAACAACAAGAAGAAUUAGAUGAAUAUAAUGAUGAAAUUGUUAGUAGCAUCACACCGAGCCAACGUUCGUUUACAACACAAGCUCAACAUGGAACUAGUUCAUCAAUCGAAUAUGACUUGUCUUCUUUACGUAGAUAA